Messenger RNA from Molossus molossus (Pallas's mastiff bat), 1107 nucleotides. RefSeq names its product apolipoprotein B mRNA editing enzyme catalytic polypeptide like 4 (gene APOBEC4). The transcript has a single exon. The record is from RefSeq and is a predicted model, not a curated record. Lineage: Eukaryota; Metazoa; Chordata; Mammalia; Chiroptera; Molossidae. The coding region runs from base 1 to 1107 and encodes 368 amino acids.
AUGGAGCCUUUAUAUGAGGAAUACCUAGCAAACCGUGGAACAAUAGUAAAACCUUAUUACUGGCUGAGCUUCUCUCUAGAUUGCUCUAAUUGUCCUUACCAUAUUCGGACAGGGGAAGAAGCAAGAGUUUCCUACACAGAAUUUUAUCAGAUUUUUGGAUUCCCUUAUGGGCCAACAUAUCCUCAAACAAAACACCUGACGUUUUAUGAACUGAAAACUUCUACUGGGAGCCUCGUGCAAAAGGGUCACGCUAGCAGUUGCACGGUGAAUAACACCCAUCCAGAAUCAAUGCUGUUUGAGGCCAAUGGUUAUUUUGACUCUGCCGUAUACAAUAGUGAGGGCAUCAGGCACAUCAUUCUGUAUUCCAAUGCCUCCCCUUGUAAUGAAGCCGACCACUGCUGCAUCGGCAAAAUGUACAACUUCCUGAGAACGUUCCCAGAUGUCACUCUUAGUAUUUACUUCUCUCAGCUCUAUCACACUGACCCCGAUUUUCCGGCCUCGGCGUGGAACCGAGAAGCUCUCCGGAGCCUGGCGAGUCUCUGGCCAAAGGUCACUUUGAGCCCAAUAAGUGGUGGGAUCUGGCAUUUUCUCCUCGACAACUUUGUGAGCGGUGUCCUGGGAGCAACUGUUUUCCAGCCCAUUUUAACUGGGAGAGCGCUGGCUGACAGGCACAAUGCGUAUGAAAUCAAUGCCAUAACAGGAGUGAAACCUUACUUCACCGAUGUCCUUCCCCAGACAAAAGAGGAUCAGAACAUAACCGCGCUGGCAGCUUUAGAGAGCUACCCUUCCCACAGUCCCUUUCCGGGACAGUCUCCUCAAGGAACCAGUGGACAGCCACAACCCGAUCUGACACCAGACCUCAGGGUUCCUGUCGUCUUUGUGCUGGUGCCUUUCAGAGACCUACCGCCAAUCCACGUGGGUCAAAACCCACAUAAACCCGGGAACGUCGUAAGGCACUUAAACACGCCUCAGAUGUCAUUCCAAGAAGCCAAGGACCUCAGCAGGCCUCCCAUCGCAAUGUCAGCGGAGACGGUGGAAAUCACAGAACAGUCUGUAAGUAGCAACAAGGCAGAUGAGAAGAAGAAGAAAAAGAAAGGGAAAAAAUAA